AUGGUACAAGAGUAUAUGAGUACACCACGGCUGCAUCUUCAGCCGCUGAACGAGGCGCACCUCGUCCACUUCAAAGAGCUCAACUCGCGUCCUGAAGUCUUUCGAUUCAUACACCAGCGAGCGCUCACCGAGCAAGAAGCCACCGACGAUCACGCCGCACGAUUGGCAGCCGGCACGCCCGUGCCCGGCCUCGGUGUCUGGUCUGAUCUCUUGGCCGACGGCGGCGAAUUCGUUGGGUGGUGGGCACUGUCGCCCGUUGGUUGUGGUUUAGCCCAGGCUCUCGACGACACUCAACCAGACAUUGUCCUAUCGCUGCGAAACGUCCAUGAGUUCAACAGUAUAUCUGAGCGGCCAGAGCUACGAGAUGCCACAAUCAGAACCAGGCCAUGCCGCAACGUGAGCCCCACGCACUACAGCGCCAUCCUCCUCCAAAUCCAGGCAAACGCGACCACGGCCGCUGCAUGCGCGACUGAUGUAUUCUCUGAGGCGCUGGCUCCACGGCUUUACAACAACGACAUAUUAUUCUAUGCAGCAAAAUGGGAUAAACUGGAGCUCGCCAAAAUAGCACUGAGAGCCACGAAAAAUGUUAACAAGCGGGAGCCGGAGCGCAAAGUCACCGCGCUUGCCAUGGCUUUCGAAAACGGGUUUGACGACGUCGCCAAGCUCAUACUUCGGGAACCUGACGUCGACGCUGACGCUUUUGCCAGAGGUGGCUCCCGGAACAUGACGCCUCUUGAGCAUGCUGCGCGAACGGGCAAUGUGGAAAUAGCCAAACUUCUCUUGCAAAGCAAUGCAAAGGCGCAGAUCAAAAAUUCCCCGGGCGUGCUUGCCAUAGCAGCUGAGAGUGGCAGUGUGGAAAUGGCAGAAUUGUUAUAUAACAACGGCUCGUGCGUGAACGAAGAAUACCCUUGCUGGACGGCUGAGGAUAUAGAAUGCGCUAGCGAGACGGACGGGAGCGAACAGUCCGCCAGCACGGAUGAGAGUGAACCAUAUGAUGAUGAGUGUCGAUGGCCAAACCGCGGCCGGACUGCUCUUGUCAUUGCCGCAUGCGGACGGAGAGCGCAUCUUGUUGAGUGGCUGUUGAACCGCAAUGAGAUACAGCUCAACAGCGCCAUCUCUCAAGACGCUUUAUCUGAGGCAGUGCUGAGCAACGAGGAUGAGUGUCUGCUGAGAUUACUGCGGUCGCCCAAGGUCAGCGUGGCCGACGAGUGGCUUGAGAAGCUACAUCGGAAUAUGCCCAACCCCCACCUCUAUCAAACUCGGUCGAUCUUAGGAUUGUGUAUUGGAAAAUCAGCGGCAGAGUAUCGGCAGGCUCUACAAGCCCAUAGCAGUGUUCUCGCUACCCAGAGUCCUUACUUUUCCAAGGCAUUGCUAGGCAAGUACACUGGACAAGAUGGUCACAAUGUUGCGGCUCGAUUUAUCGAGAAUAGAACCGAGACUUCAGUUUCUCUGAAAGAAGCGUUCAAGCAUAUGCCAGAUAACAAGUGUACUGAUGAUGAGAGACUCACACGAGAUGUGCGGGUGUACCAAUUUACGGAUUAUUUCGGCAUCGAUGAUUUUCAAGUCUACGAUUUGGGAAAACUCAAGACCAAGGCCAAAAGCUUAUGGACGAGCCAGGGGUUCAUUGACUGCAUACCAGAGUUAUACGCUUCGACCACAGAUGCUCAAUGUCAGAUGAGGCGAGCAGUGAUUGACAUUAUCUGCGAGCAUUCGGAAGACAUUUCAAAAGUGCUUGAAGAACCUCCUGUGCGAGGGAAGCAAUUCGCUGCGGACUUGCUGAACCGACUAUCGUCCGCGAUCGGCUCAAGUCUCGGCUGUUUUGAGAAUUUUUGA
Messenger RNA from Beauveria bassiana ARSEF 2860, 1833 nucleotides. Its product is annotated as ankyrin repeat protein. Gene Ontology annotation, molecular function: protein binding. The transcript has 6 exons. The record is from RefSeq and is a predicted model, not a curated record. NCBI's taxonomy places the organism in Eukaryota, Fungi, Ascomycota, Sordariomycetes, Hypocreales, Cordycipitaceae. The coding region runs from base 1 to 1833 and encodes 610 amino acids.